AUGUUGUUUAAAGAGAGAGAGAUUGAAGAGGAGGAGAGAGAAGAGAAGAAGAGGACUGAUGCUGGUUCUCAGCAGAUGCUGCAGCUCUCUGGAGAAGAAACACCUUUCGUUCGUGAACUAUAACUGAAGAUCCAUCGUCUGGAAGAUCAUCCAGCUUCACGGAGUUUUGUUGAGAUGGCUAUAAUGGGAAUAUCUUGAGCAACUCCACGAUGGAUAACAGCACUGACAGAAACUCCAGCGCCGGUCAGACUCUGACCAUGAUGCCGGAGAACUCUCUGGAGGUCCAGGCGGUCACCAUCUCUCUGUCGCUGCUCAUCUGCGGCGUGGGAAUCGCGGGGAACGUCAUGGUGGUUCUGGUGGUGAUCCGAAGCAAACACAUGAUGACCGCGACCAACUGUUACCUGGUGAGUUUAGCCAUGGCUGAUCUGACCGUGCUGUUGGCCGCCGGUUUACCAAACAUCUCUGAGGUUGUGUCUUCGUGGAUCUACGGUUAUGCCGGCUGUGUUUGCAUCACGUACCUGCAGUAUCUGGGAAUCAAUGUCUCCUCCUGCUCCAUCACUGCCUUCACCAUCGAGCGCUACAUCGCCAUCUGCCACUCCAUCAAAGCCCAGUUCAUCUGCACCGCAUCGAGAGCCAAGAAGAUCAUCGCCUGCGUCUGGAUCUUCACAUCUCUGUACUGCAUCAUGUGGUUCUUCCUGGUGGACACCAAUGAGACGGUUUAUUCUGACGGCGUCGUGGUUCGCUGUGGCUAUCGGGUGUCCAGGAACCUCUAUAUGCCCAUCUACUUCCUGGACUUCACCCUGUUUUAUGUGGUUCCUCUCGUCGUGGCUUUGGUUCUUUACGGUCUGAUCGCCAGGAUCUUGUUUCGAGACCCGCUGCCAGCGAAUCUGUCCGAGCAGAAGCUCUCCGUCCAUCGGAGCCGUCGACACAGCUCUGUUAAAGUGUCCUGCAGAGCAAACGCAGCGUCUUCCAGAAAACAGGUCACAAAGAUGCUGGCGGUGGUGGUGGUUCUGUUCGCUCUCCUCUGGAUGCCGUAUCGGACUCUAGUGGUUGUGAAUUCCUUCAUGGAUCCGCCGUAUCUCAACACCUGGUUCCUGCUCUUCUGUCGCAUGUGCAUUUACACCAACAGCGCCGUCAACCCCAUCAUCUACAACGCCAUGUCGCAGAAGUUUCGUGCUGCUUUUAAGAGGCUCUGCGUCUGUAAACGCAGGUCAGAUCAGAGCCGAGCCAGCAAAAGCACUUUAAGUGUUUAUUACAGCGUCAUAAAAGACUUCUCCGGUGAGAGCAGUAUGAAGAAACACGGCAGUGUGAAAACAGACACGCUUAGCCCUGCUUGA
Carassius auratus (goldfish) is the source of this 1337-nucleotide messenger RNA. RefSeq names its product thyrotropin-releasing hormone receptor-like. The transcript has 3 exons. NCBI's taxonomy places the organism in Eukaryota, Metazoa, Chordata, Actinopteri, Cypriniformes, Cyprinidae. The record is from RefSeq and is a predicted model, not a curated record. Gene Ontology annotation, cellular component: membrane. Bases 210 to 1337 code for a protein of 375 amino acids. Gene Ontology annotation, biological process: phospholipase C-activating G protein-coupled receptor signaling pathway. Gene Ontology annotation, molecular function: thyrotropin-releasing hormone receptor activity.